GCGGGGCGGCGGGCUGGCUCCUCAGCAGUCCGCGGCUGUGGCGGCGGCGGCGGCGGCGGCGACGGCGACGACGGCGACAUGGAGAGCGGGGCCUACGGCGCGGCCAAGGCGGGCGGCUCUUUCGACCUGCGGCGCUUUCUGACGCAGCCGCAGGUGGUGGUGCGCGCCGUGUGCUUGGUCUUCGCCUUGAUUGUGUUCUCAUGCAUCUUCGGUGAGGGCUACAGCAACACCCACAGCUCCAAACAGCAGUACUGCGUGUUCAACCUCAACGAGGACGCGUGCCGCUUCGGCAGCGCCAUCGGGGUGCUGGCCUUCCUGGCCUCGGCCUUCUUCCUCGUGGUCGACGUCUAUUUCCCCCAGAUCAGCAACGCCACUGACCGCAAGUACCUGGUCAUCAGCGACCUGCUCUUCUCAGCUCUCUGGACCUUCCUGUGGUUUGUUGGCUUCUGCUUUCUUGCCAAUCAAUGGGCAGCCACGGAGCCGAAAUAUGUUCUGGUGGGAGCCGACUCAGCCCGGGCGGCCAUCACCUUCAGCUUCUUUUCUGUCUUCUCCUGGGGCGUGCUGGCCUCCUUGGCCUACCAGCGCUACAAGGCCGGAGUGGACGACUUCAUCCAGAACUACGUGGACCCCACUCUGGACCCCAGCACGGCCUACGCCUCCUACCCAGGCGCGCCUGCGGACAGCUACCAACAGCCGCCCUUCACCCAGAACGCCGAGACCACAGAGGGCUACCAGCCGCCCCCCGUGUACUGAGCUGCAGCCGGGGAUGCCCGGCAGGCUGACCCGAGGCCUUCUUGAAGUAGCAGAGGCGGCACACGGAGUGGUACUUGUCUGCUCCUCCGAUCACCUCGACCUGGCCGUGGGACAUGAAGCGCCUGGACUGAGCGGGGACACAGCACCACCCCCUCCCCUCCACCCCUCGGAGAAGGCAGGAGGGGCCACCUCUUUCUCCACGCCCAGCCUCUUGGUGUAGGCGGCCUCUCGGAAGCACUCCAUGCACACCGCCGUCAGCUUCACCACACUCUCAGCCAGGGGCACCAGGUUCAGGAUGGUCCCGAACGCCUGUAUUCCCAUGGAGAGACUGGUGUGCGCUUACCUCACCGGGUGGGCUUUUCCUUGAAACCCUCUGAUUCGCAGCCCUGAAGCCAGGAAACUAGGCCCUGACCUUGCUUUCCCCCAGAGCACCAGCCCCUGCAGCAGGCGGCCUAGUCUGGGGCGAACCAGGGAGCUGGGUCUGGCUCGCCUGAGUGCCUGGGCUCUGGCACGGUCUGGUCAUCCAGGGCGCGGUGAGCUGUCCGUCUGUGCACAGCCCAGGCCGCUUCCUCCCUCCUGGGUCCCAUCCCGAGACCUGGACCAGACGCCUUACCUUCCUCUGGAAGGUCCCAUCCAGUGCAGCCACAAUGACGGUCUUCCCGGCAUUGGCCAUGGUCUCGCUGAACUCCACGAUGUCGGGGAACUGGAAAGGGUGAGAGGAGGAGUGAGCUUCGGCCCUGGGCAGCAGCCUCCAGGAGCCAUGAACACGUGGCCGGACCCAACAGCUCUGGCCACCCGGAUCGGCGUGGAGCGCGAGAAUAGGGUGGCCCCAGCCCCCCCACCCGGCACACAGCCUGCACGUCCGCAGCAGCCCCAGUCGCUCCACCAUCCUGCCAGCUUUCCAUGGCAGAACCAGGCCAUGGCCUGAGAACCAGCAGAGAACCACUCCAGGCCAAGCGCCCGGAACUGUCACCAGGAGAGGCAGUCUGCUACCGCAGUGGUCAAAAGCCCAGACCAGAGGCUGCCUUGGGCUUGAACCAUGGUCUUGGUUGGACCCAUUAGCUGUGACCUUGGCAAUGACUUCACGUUUCUGAGCCCAAGAAAAGGCAAGGAAGGCCCUUGGUGGUGUUUCAGGAUUAAGGACCCUCGAAUAAUUUAUGACAUAUGCUAUUU
Messenger RNA from Eubalaena glacialis (North Atlantic right whale), 1926 nucleotides. It is a transcript of the gene SYNGR2, whose product is annotated as synaptogyrin 2. Bases 79 to 753 code for a protein of 224 amino acids. The record is from RefSeq and is a predicted model, not a curated record. NCBI's taxonomy places the organism in Eukaryota, Metazoa, Chordata, Mammalia, Artiodactyla, Balaenidae. The transcript is spliced from 5 exons. Gene Ontology annotation, cellular component: synaptic vesicle membrane; neuromuscular junction.